AGCUGUAUAGUCAAUACUAGGGCUGGGAUUUUGAUGCAAAGGCAUCUUUUUUUCUGGUGUUUUGAAACAUUGGUCCGUAAGUAUAAAAUGUGUUUUGGGUGAUACUGAUUAUUUUAAAGAAUUUUUUAUUUUGCAUUUUUUGCAUUUUUUGACAAAAUUAACUCUUAAAUGCAUUUUUAGGACAUUUUUUAUGUUUUUAGUGCAUUUUCUUGGUUUUUAGAGCAUUUUUCAUAAUUUCUUCAUAAAAUGAACGAAAAUUGUUGCGAUUCACAAAAAACUUUCGGCAAACUGCUGACGGUACGCUAGGGUUUUCCCCGAAAAUUAUCACCGUUAUAUUAUACCUAUUAUGAAUUAUUAUUUUUAUUACACCAUACAUACAUACAUAGGUACAAGUUAUCGUCGAUAACAAUUUUAUCAUAGCUAGGCUUAGAUAACUAUUACUGAAUUAGUAACCAAUUAGUACGUCCGCCGUCGUAGUCUCGAUAGCAUUCGUUGUGUUUCGUCGUGUCGUGUUUUUUCGUGUGAUUCAUAAGUUCAAUAUGCCGAAAGUAAAAACGUCGAAAUCAAAUCGAUUAACGAAAUAUGUAAAUGAAUUCGGUAAAGAAUUUUUUUCUACAGACGGUGAAAUAUUAUUUUGCAAAAUAUGUGAAAUAAAAGUGGCUUCUGAAAAAAAAUUUACCGUUGUACAACACAUUUCCCGAGAUAAACACGUUCAAGGAUUACGUCGCCGAGAACUUAAAUCGGACCAACAGGUAUCCACAAUGCAAUUUAUAAAUGAAAAUCAGCUAUCUCCGUUUUCUUAUGAUUUGACUAAUGCCUUUCUUUCGGCCAAUAUACCACUUAAUAAACUUGAAAAUCCAAUAUUAAAAGGUUUUUUAGAGAAGUAUACCAAUAAAUCAAUUCCUGAUAGAUCGUCAAUUAGAAAAAAUUAUGUAAGUAAAUGUUACAAUAAUACCAUGAAUAAAAUAAUUCAAUAUGCAGCAGAUAAAAAAAUUUGGGUUUCUUUGGACGAAACAACCGACGCAGAAGGACGUUUUGUUGCAAACUUCAUCGUAGGUACGUUAGAAGUCGGUUGUCCUGGAAAAACAUUUCUUUUAAACUGUGAGGUAUUGGAAAAAGCGAACCAUUCUACUGUUGCUAAAAUGUUCAAUAAUUCUCUAUCUUUAUUGUGGCCUGGAGGUAUUCAAUAUGACAACGUAUUACUAUUUGUAAGUGAUGCAGCACCUUACAUGGUGAAAGCUGGAAAGUCAAUCCAGUCAUUUUAUUCAAAAAUGAUACAUGUGACUUGUAUUGCACAUGCCCUGCAUCGAGUCGCUGAAGAAAUAAGAGGGAAUUUUUCGAAAGUAGAUAAAUUAGUUUCAAAUGGGAAAAAAAUAUUUUUGAAAGCACCUUCCCGCGUAGAGAAAUUUAGAGAAAUAGCAAAAGGUAUACCUUUACCGCCGCAACCAGUUAUAACUCGUUGGGGAACGUGGUUAAACGCUUCAAUUUAUUACUGCGAACAUUUUGAAUCUAUCAAAGAAGUUGUCAAUGCACUUGACAGUGAAGACGCUAUUUCUAUUAAAAAAGUGCAAACAGUAAUUAAAAGUUCUAGCUUACACAGGAAUUUAAUUUAUAUAAAAGCGCAUUUCGGUACAUUGCCUGAAUCGAUUACUAAAUUAGAAACUCGUGGACAGACUUUAUCAGAAUCUUUAAGAGUAUUAGAAGAUAUAAGAGUUUUAAUAAAUGAAGCACCAAAUGAAAUUGGUACUGCAAUAAAUAAAAAAAUGGAAAAUGUUUUGAAUAAAAAUAAAGGGUUGAAAAUACUACAAAAUAUUUCAAAAAUUAUAAAUGGUGAAAAACCAGAUGAAAACAACAUACCGGAAGAUAUAACGACGGACGAUAUUUCACACUUUAAAUAUGCUCCAGUAUCAUCAGUCGAAGUCGAAAGAAGUUUUUCUACUUACAAAAGUAUAUUGUCCGACCAACGACGAUCAUUUUUAUUUGAAAAUAUAAGACAGCAUAUCAUUAUUCAGUGCAAUAGCGAUUUUGUUCAGAAUGAAUGAUUAAGAAAACAGAAGCAUAAAAAAACUAAAGAAGCAACAACGUACAAUAAACAAAAAAAAAUACAUUACUGUAGUAUAAUUUAAAUUUUUUUCUAAUUUUUAACCUAUAAUAAAUAUAAUUUAAAUGCAUUUUUUUAGUGCAUUUUUUGAGUUUUUUAA
This is a messenger RNA of Rhopalosiphum padi (bird cherry-oat aphid), 2201 nucleotides long. RefSeq lists its product as uncharacterized. Gene Ontology annotation, biological process: regulation of transcription by RNA polymerase II. Bases 540 to 2042 code for a protein of 500 amino acids. The record is from RefSeq and is a predicted model, not a curated record. The transcript is spliced from 2 exons. Gene Ontology annotation, molecular function: double-stranded DNA binding. Gene Ontology annotation, cellular component: nucleus. NCBI's taxonomy places the organism in Eukaryota, Metazoa, Arthropoda, Insecta, Hemiptera, Aphididae.